CCGACCGAGCGCCUGUUCGUGUACUCCACGCCGAAAUAAAUCAGAACUGGUGCUCCACCAGUGUGAGUGACGUGAACCAGUGAUCGCACAUGCGUGUCUUUGACAACACCGACAGUGAAACUCUGUGUGACUUGUGAUUUUAAAAGUGUUUUUUUUAUUUUUUGUUUUAUUUUAAACAGUGCACAUCCGUUACGAGUUUGCAUCGUAGACGCGGUGCCCGGAUAUUUGAAUGCCGGUGUGAUUCCGAAGUGUUCAAGUCGAAAAUGCCACUGAAAAGUGUUGACGCGCUUUCAAAGUUAACGAAUGCGAUCGUAAACCUCUAGUGAACAUUAAGAAACGGGAAAAGAUGCCGGUGAAAGCGAAUGUCGGUUAAUUAACAUGGAAAAAAUGGCUGGCAAGGGACUCGGGGGCGAGGUGAUUGGCUUCUUCCUGGCUGUGGCGUUUUGCAUCAUUUGUCCCGAAUAUGUGUCAUCGGCUCAACGUGAGCUCGGUAAGGGUUCGCCUGCCAAUACUUCAGCGACUGCAUCACCUUCGGGAUCGGUCGACAAUGCCAUCCGCACAGGGGCAGCCGUCGCGGACACACCGCGUCCAACGCCGAGAACCGGUCCAUACUUCGACCUGGUGGCUUCCAAGAACGUCACAGCACUACUUGGGAAGACUGCCUACUUGAAUUGCCGUGUGAAGAAUUUAGGGAACAAAACGUUGAACAUGCAGGUGUCUUGGGUUCGACACAGGGACAUCCAUUUACUGACAGUUGGACGAUACACGUACACAAGCGACCAAAGGUUUAGGGCCAUACAUCUGCCACACUCCGAAGAUUGGACAUUACAGAUAAAGUACCCGCAGCACCGGGACUCCGGGAUAUACGAGUGUCAGAUAUCCACGACACCGCACAUGAGUCAUUACAUACAUUUGAAUGUCGUCGAACCGACCACAGAAAUUAUCGGCGGUCCAGAGCUGUACAUAGACAGAGGCAGCACGAUUAAUCUAACCUGCGUGGUUCUGUACUCGCCAGAACCACCGGCUUACAUAUUUUGGAACCAUAAUGAUGCGAUAAUAAGCUACGAUUCCCCUCGUGGAGGAGUGUCGGUCGUCACUGAGAAAGGCGAGACGACUACCUCGUUUCUUCUUAUCCAGCAAGCAAGACCCGCAGACUCUGGUACUUACCAGUGUAAUCCAAGUAACGCGCAGUCAAAGAGCAUCGUGGUUCACGUCUUAAAUGAAGCAAAUUCGAUUUUUCCUUUAUCAGGGGAAUAUCCUGCGGCGAUGCAGCGCGGAGGACAAGCUUUUGCUCCAACAUCAGCAACGCACUGCCUGGUAUUGGCAGCUUGUCUCUUCUUAUCUCUAUCUUGACAUAUAAUGAAAAUACAAUAAAUGUAAAUACAGAUGUUUUAUCGUAUUUGACUGUCUAUAGUGAUGCUUGUGGAGGAUUUAAAUUUAUUAAAAAUCUAUGAAAACAAUCUACCGCCACAAAUGUCAGUAUAUACUGCUAAAUAAUUUCGCUAUUUUAUAGUGUGGGUUGUGUUAUGUACGAUAUAAAUAUAAAAAAAUCCCUGAACGUGUAGCUGAAAAGCUUGUUCCAUAAUAUAGUGUAAAUAGUGUAAUAUAAAAUAAUAUAUAUUGUUUUUGUUGUAAAAGUUAUCUUAGCGAGUCACUGUUACAUUUUUUUCCAAAUAUGAAAACUACCAUAUUCCUUGCUGAUUUAUAUCCAUUAAGCAUUUUCUUUAAGAUUUAUCUCGAAAAUAAAUUGUUAUUGCGUUGCGAUUUAUUGGCCAUUAUAUGGUAUAAGUGAUUGUAAUCUAAAAUUGAUGUAAACGACCUAUAUGUUGAUAACGAAAAAUGUAGUGAAGACAGGAAUGUAAAAACAGCUGACAAUACUACGUUAUAACACAGAAAUAUAGAGAUUGAAAUGUAAAUAAAAAAUUUAAAUAGAUAUACGAAUCAUUAUAUCUAACUUUAUGGUGAAUAGUUUAAGGUAUGUAAAUUAUAAUUAAGAUGAUAAAAUCGCGAAUAUGAAAGAUAUUGUAAAUACGAAUGACAAGAAAUUAGAUGCCGAUUCCCUGAAUGAAAUUGUGAAUAAUUUGAAUCUUCAUCAAGUCGCCUUUAAAAGGUCCUUUGAACAUUCUAGCAGUGCUAAUUCUCUCAUAGAGAACACUAGAUUUAUAUAUGUUAUUGCAAAGCCAUUCGGGACAUCGAUUUAGAGAGACUCAUUGUAAUUAAAACAUUAAUACGUUUUAUUAGAGUAGUUAAUGUUGUAAGAAUUAUGAUAGCAAAUAUAAAUUUUACAGAUUAGUUAGAAUGAUAAAACAAUUUCUUAAGAACUUUUUACUAUUGUUUGUAUUUGAAAAUGAAUGUUCUUCCUAAUUAUACUUUUUCUGUCGUGUAGAAGUUCCUUUAGAUUAAAAGACUGGCUGGAGAAAAUAGUUUAAUUACUCAAGACAUUCCUAAAUUUGAGGUUAAAGCAAGAGUUCAAGUUUUGUUAACACCUUAACGUUUCAAAUAUCGAACGAUUUUAAAUUCCUAAUGAGUUUUGACCUAAUUGGCUUAGUUCUUUCAGUCAACAGCAUUGACUCGAUCGAUUUGCUGGGUUAAUAUUUUAAUUCUUUUAAUAAUAAUAAAUUUGAAUAUAAAUAUUUCGUGUUCGUAUUAUUCUAAGUAACGUCUACAAAAACUUCAUUUUGUUUGUAGUUAAACAUCUCUAGCUCUAUCUCCGUUCCUAUUUUUGUCGUAAUCAUGUUUUUGAUUUUAUUUUUUACUGUAUUGGCAAUUCUGUUGUAUCUGUAUAAGCAUUUGAUAUUUAUAACUAUAAUACGAAAUAAUAACAAAAAAAAUUAUGACAUUUUGUGAUAAUUUCAACUACAGCAGUUUAAUUAUUCGAUGCUUAUCUUAAUGAUUAAAUAAAAAAUGGAUGGCUUAUCACAAAGAAAGCUUUUAGUCACCGAUCUUUCCGCUUACACCGAUUAAUGAUUGAUUGAUAGCAACCCUAAAACAACUUAAAGACCACUUUUACGAUUUAAUCUAAUAAUAAGGCUAACUUAAACCAUAAAAUAGCUUAAAGCUCAAUAUGAUCAAUAUAAAAACAAAGUAAGCUUUGAAUGAGCUUAUAAUAAAUACCACGUUCAGACUACUAUUAAAUGAAUUUGUCACUUCAGUUAAUUAUUGUUUAAAGGAACAAAUGGGUAAUAAUGAUUUGCCAAAAUAUAAAACGGACCUCGAUAAUUGGUUGAAUAUAAAAUAAAAUACAAGUUAAUACAAUAGAAUUGUCAAUAAUAUUUAAUUGUAAAUAGUGUUUCAUACUUGAUGUA
Molecule: messenger RNA, 3305 nt
Organism: Bombyx mandarina (wild silkworm)
Lineage: Eukaryota; Metazoa; Arthropoda; Insecta; Lepidoptera; Bombycidae
Product: neurotrimin
Biological process (GO): synapse organization
Cellular component (GO): neuron projection membrane
Source: RefSeq, a predicted model, not a curated record